UCCGGAGCGGCUGAAAGGCGGAAGUGGAGGCCGGAGCCUGGGACACCGCUGGGGGGGGGGGGAGAGGAGCAGAGUCUGAGGGAGCCCCAGCCCAAGUAACGCUGCUGUCCCGGAGCCGCGUUGGAGGCCUCCCUUCCCACUAAGUGCCUCUUUGCAUAGCACCGGCCCCACCCCCACGCUCACUGGCACUACUACAGAGCAGCUCACCAUGGCGGGUCGAGGAGGUGCAGCACGGCCCAAUGGACCAGCUGCUGGCAACAAGAUCUGUCAGUUUAAGCUGGUCCUCUUGGGCGAGUCUGCAGUGGGCAAAUCCAGCCUGGUCCUCCGCUUUGUCAAGGGGCAGUUCCACGAAUACCAGGAGAGCACCAUUGGAGCGGCUUUCCUCACACAGACUGUCUGCUUGGACGAUACAACGGUCAAGUUUGAGAUCUGGGACACAGCUGGGCAAGAGCGAUAUCACAGCCUGGCCCCGAUGUACUAUCGGGGGGCCCAAGCAGCCAUUGUGGUCUAUGACAUCACCAACACAGAUACAUUUGCACGGGCUAAGAAUUGGGUGAAGGAAUUACAGAGGCAGGCCAGCCCCAACAUCGUCAUUGCACUAGCCGGUAACAAAGCAGAUCUGGCCAGCAAGAGAGCUGUGGAGUUUCAGGAAGCACAAGCCUACGCAGAUGACAACAGUUUGCUGUUCAUGGAGACGUCCGCGAAGACGGCAAUGAACGUGAAUGAAAUUUUCAUGGCAAUAGCUAAGAAGCUUCCCAAGAAUGAGCCCCAGAAUGCAGCUGGUGCUCCAGGCCGAAACAGAGGUGUGGAUCUGCAGGAGAGCAACCCAGCCAGCCGGAGCCAGUGCUGCAGCAACUGAGCCCCCUUACCUGCCAUUGCCCCCGCUCCUCCACCAGAAUGACCCGACUGGAAUCUACUCUAACCAAUCGCACUUAACAACUCGGGCCACCACUGGGGGCAGGGGAAGGGUCCAUCAUGAAUUCUCGGCAUAACUUUAUCCUAGGCCGGAGGGAGUUAUUCCACCUGCACCUUUCUGUACAAAUACUAAUUCAAUUUUAAGUCUUAA
Messenger RNA from Apodemus sylvaticus (European woodmouse), 1066 nucleotides. It is a transcript of the gene Rab5c, whose product is annotated as RAB5C, member RAS oncogene family. Bases 209 to 859 code for a protein of 216 amino acids. Gene Ontology annotation, molecular function: GTP binding; GTPase activity. The transcript is spliced from 6 exons. The record is from RefSeq and is a predicted model, not a curated record. NCBI's taxonomy places the organism in Eukaryota, Metazoa, Chordata, Mammalia, Rodentia, Muridae.